AUGGGAGAAGAAGCAUGCAAUGUAGAGCUUGGUCUUGCAAUUGGUGGCAAUGAUUACUUGAGGCCUAAACAAGUCCUUAAAGAAGUUAUUCAAGAAGAUAUCAACACAAUCAAGUCAUGGAGAUGGAAACCAAAGAUCGAAAAAUACGAAGAUAGUGAUCAUGGCAAUGAGAAGCAUGGCAUGAGGAAGAAGCUCAAGCUCUCCCAUGAUCAACUUGCUUCCUUAGAAUCUUGCUUUAGAGCUCACAACAUCCUCAAUCCUGCACAGAAGCAAGAGUUGGCUAAGGAGCUAAACUUGAAGCCUAGGCAAGUUGAAGUCUGGUUCCAAAACAGAAGAGCCAGGACAAAGUUGAAGAAGGCUGAGAUGGACAGUGAAUUCUUGAAGAGAAGUUGUGAGAGUUUGAACAAUGAGAACCAGAGGUUAAAGAGAGAGAUUCAAGAACUUCGGUCAGUGAAACAUCGAACAUCGCCGUUCUUUUUUCCGACGAUGAUCUCAGCUAUGUGUCCCGGGUGUGAAAGGAUGAAGAAGGAGUCUCCUUCUUCUUCUUCAAUGGCGUGUUAAAUGGCCAUUGGAUUAGUCUUUGGUCUUUGUAUAUAAUACCUCUGCUUACUUAGACUUUCUA
This is a messenger RNA of Dioscorea cayenensis subsp. rotundata (Guinea yam), 622 nucleotides long. RefSeq names its product homeobox-leucine zipper protein HAT14-like. Gene Ontology annotation, biological process: regulation of DNA-templated transcription. The transcript is spliced from 3 exons. NCBI's taxonomy places the organism in Eukaryota, Viridiplantae, Streptophyta, Magnoliopsida, Dioscoreales, Dioscoreaceae. Gene Ontology annotation, molecular function: DNA-binding transcription factor activity, RNA polymerase II-specific; sequence-specific DNA binding. The record is from RefSeq and is a predicted model, not a curated record. Bases 1 to 561 code for a protein of 186 amino acids.